AUGGCUUUUCCUGCCAGUGACGCCUCUUCGUAUCUCAGCAUCGCUUCUUCUCUCGCCUCUCCUUCUACUCUCUUUGGCGGCAAGCCGUAUCGUCGCCCGUUUCUCGCCCGUCAGGCAGCAUCUCGCCCCUCCGCAGGCCGCAACAGCAUCAGCAUCAUGGACAAGCGGCAUCAGCCCAGCUCAUUCCAGCAGCUGGAGAAGACCGGCGAGAUGGUCGCCCUGAAGGAGAUACACCUUGACUCGGAAGAAGGCACUCCGUCCACCGCGAUCAGGGAGAUCUCGCUCAUGAAGGAGCUCAAGCACGAGAACAUCGUCGGCCUCCACGACGUCAUCCACACCGAGAACAAACUCAUGCUCGUCUUCGAGUACAUGGACAAGGACCUGAAGAAGUACAUGGACGUCCGCGGAGACCGCGGCCAGCUCGACUACGUUACCAUCAAGUCGUUCAUGCACCAGCUUAUGCGGGGCAUCGCCUUCUGCCACGACAACAGAGUCCUGCACCGAGACCUGAAACCGCAGAACCUUCUGAUCAACAACAAGGGCCAGCUGAAACUCGCUGAUUUCGGUCUGGCUCGAGCAUUCGGCAUCCCCGUCAACACCUUCUCCAACGAGGUUGUCACGCUCUGGUACAGGGCGCCGGAUGUGCUCUUGGGCAGCAGGACGUACAACACCAGCAUUGACAUCUGGUCUGCCGGCUGCAUCAUGGCGGAAAUGUAUACUGGUCGCCCGCUCUUCCCCGGCACGACGAACGAGGACCAGCUACAGAAGAUCUUCCGUCUGAUGGGCACCCCGUCCGAGCGAUCGUGGCCCGGAAUAUCGCAGUUCCCCGAAUACAAACCAAACUUCCACGUCUAUGCAACGCAGGAUUUGCGCUUGAUACUGCCGCAGAUUGACCAGCUGGGCCUGGACCUGUUGAGCAGGAUGCUUCAGCUCCGUCCGGAGAUGCGGAUUAGCGCAGCAGAGGCCCUUCGACAUCCUUGGUUCAACGACUUGAACCAGCUGCAGGCUCAGCAGGCUCAGCACCAAGCCCUCCACAACCAUCAGCAGCAGCAGCAACAGCAGCAGGCACAGCAACAACAGGCUCAGAUGGUUGCUGGAUACCCUGCUCCGGGGCUCGUUUCCCAGAACUAUUAA
This is a messenger RNA of Microsporum canis CBS 113480, 1134 nucleotides long. RefSeq names its product cyclin-dependent protein kinase PhoA. The coding region runs from base 1 to 1134 and encodes 377 amino acids. Gene Ontology annotation, biological process: protein phosphorylation. The record is from RefSeq and is a predicted model, not a curated record. Gene Ontology annotation, cellular component: cytoplasm; nucleus. Lineage: Eukaryota; Fungi; Ascomycota; Eurotiomycetes; Onygenales; Arthrodermataceae. The transcript has 3 exons. Gene Ontology annotation, molecular function: ATP binding; cyclin-dependent protein serine/threonine kinase activity.